Hippoglossus stenolepis (Pacific halibut) is the source of this 5150-nucleotide messenger RNA. It is a transcript of the gene gan, whose product is annotated as gigaxonin. Gene Ontology annotation, molecular function: ubiquitin-protein transferase activity; cullin family protein binding. Gene Ontology annotation, cellular component: Cul3-RING ubiquitin ligase complex. Gene Ontology annotation, biological process: protein ubiquitination; cytoskeleton organization; regulation of cytokinesis. The transcript has 13 exons. Lineage: Eukaryota; Metazoa; Chordata; Actinopteri; Pleuronectiformes; Pleuronectidae. The coding region runs from base 163 to 1968 and encodes 601 amino acids. The record is from RefSeq and is a predicted model, not a curated record.
UCUAAGCUGGUUCGCUAAUAAACACCAGAGAAGAAGCAGUGCAGGCAGCACGCAACACUCACGUCCUCAGUUUCUCUGCUGAUCUUCAAACUUCACGUGUGAAUAACAACGACAGUAGAAACUUCUCCGUCGUCAGGAGUGAUCAGAACCAUUCGGGCGGACAUGCCCAACUCGAUUGAGCCUGGAUCGAGGGUUUCGGACCCGCAGCAUUCCCAGAAGCUGCUCAGAGUCCUUCGCGCCUUCUGGCUGGAGAAGAGCUUCCACGAUGCUCUGCUGGUGGUUGAUGGAGAGGAGCUUCCUGUCCAGAAGAACAUCCUGGCUGCUGCUAGUCCCUACAUCAGGACCAAGCUGAACUACAACCCCCCAAAGGAAGAUGGGUCUACGUACAGAAUCGAGCUGCAGGGAGUCUCCAUGGCAACAAUGAAACAGAUCCUCGACUACAUCUUCUGUGGGGAAAUCCGUCUGAGUGAAGAGACCAUCCAGGACAUGGUGCAGGCGUCCGACCUGCUCCUCAUGACCGACCUCAAGUCGCUGUGCUGUCAGUUCUUAGAGAGCUGCAUCACCGCAGAGAACUGCAUCGGCAUCCGACUCUUCUCUCUGCACUACUGCCUCUACCACGUCCACUACGCCGCCACCGAGUUCCUGCAGACGCAUUUCCGUGACGUGGGGCUCACCGAGGAGUUCAGGGAGCUGCCCCGGGACCGGCUCUGCGAGGUGCUCGCCAUGGAAAAGCUGAACGUGGGCAACGAGAAGCACGUGCUGGAGGCCGUGGUGCGGUGGCUCGCACACGACCCCGAGGAUCGCAGGGUUCACAUGAAGGAAGUGAUGUCUUCAGUCUGGCUGCAGGCUCUGGACCUGAGCUACCUGAGAGAGCAGGCCAUGGGGGAGCCUCUGAUGAGGGAGGUGAUCAGAGAGCACUGUCAGCCCGCGCUGGCGGACGCUGGGCUGCAGGGCGAGGCUCUGCUCGCCGCCUUCAAACCCAGAGGUUACUCUGAGUGCAUCGUUCUCGCCGGAGGAGAAGAUCGCAAAAGCAGGAAGACGACGGCUGCGACGCGCUGCAUGUGUCCGCUGUACGACAGCAACAGGCAGGCCUGGAUCGAGCUGCAGGCGAUGAGCGUCGCCCGCAUCGGCCACGGGGUGGUAGCUGCAGAGGGUUUUCUGUUCGUGAUGGGCGGAGCCGAUGAGAACAACACAAUCCUGGACAGUGGAGAGAAAUAUGACCCUGACUCCAACACCUGGAGCCCCAUACCCCCGAUGCUUCAGGCUCGUCAGAACUUUGGCGUGGUGGAGCUGGACGGGCUGAUCUACGUCCUCGGAGGAGAGACCAAAGAAAUGGAGCUGAUCACUGUCGAAGCGUUUGACCCUCACAUCAAUACGUGGAAGCUGCAGACCAGCAUGACCAUGAUCCGCAAGGUCGGCUGCUACGCCGCCAUGAAUAAGAAAAUCUACGCCAUGGGUGGGGGCUCCUACGGGAAGCUGUUUGACUCUGUGGAAUGUUUUGACACCAAAACUCAGCAGUGGACCGGCCUCUGUCCUCUGAAAGAGAGAAGGUUUGGUUCGGUGGCGUGUGGCGUCGGCCAGGAGCUCUACGUGUUCGGCGGCGUGAGAAGCCAAGAACCUGACAACCCCGAGCAAAGGCAGAUGACGACCUGCAAAUCUGAGUUCUACCACGACGAGAUGAGAAGGUGGAUGUUAAUCGACGACCAAACACUGUGUAUCCAGACCAGCUCGUCCUUCGUCUACGGGGCUGUGCCCAUUGGCGCCAGCGUCUAUGUGGUGGGAGACCUGGACACGGGCACAAGCUUCGACUACAUCCGCGAGUUCCGCCGCAGCUCCGGCACGUGGCAUCGCACCAAGCCCAUGUUACCCAGCGACCUCUCCAAGACGGCCUGCGCCGCCCUGCGCAUCGCCAACUGUCGACUGUUCCGCCUUCAGCUGAGCCAGGGCAUGUUCCGCAUCCGGGUCUGAUGCCAGGACGCCCCCGGCUCGUCGACCCUGCGUCGUCUCCACGCUCCUCUACUUUUGCACACUGGUACUUUCUCCCUGUUGUAGUAGAUGUAUGAACACUAAAGUAUUGUAAUCGCUACAUGCUGACGGUCGGGGGGGUGGACCUGAGACCUUUUUACUUUAUGACUUGACAGGACAAAAGUUCAUCUUAACACAUUUUUAACAUUAUAGGUCUUAUUGCAAUUUUAUUGAGCUAAAUUAUGUUUUUUCUUUUUAACGUGGAAUUAGCAAUGUUUUUUCGUCGUUUAUAGUGUUUACAGGUGGUUGGUGGAGGGUUUUUAACUGAGAACAACAAAUGUAACGUCUGAGCGGAGCUGCUGUGGUGUAGCUGCAUGUUCGGUUCUGUUGUGUCGUACGAACGGUGGUGGACAUAAACGAUCCGGACGUUUACGAAGCGUUCACUCGGUUCCCUGCGCUCGCACUCGCCCUCCUCGUGCUCCAGCUUCAGUUCCUCUCGUCACGCUCAUGUUGCUUCUGUGCACAUGUGGAACAUCUGCUCUCUGGUUUUUUUUGGUGCAGCUCACAAACCAACGGGUGACGUCACAGCGGAUUGAAACUUGGGCUUCGUCCACACGACUCCGUUGUUUACAAACAGAUCCACUCUGCUACAGAUUCGUCUGACACGACUCUGAUUCGUCAGGCUCCUGUCACAUGACCUCCUUCACUCAGAAGUAUGAACAAACAUGGAGAAUCAAUGUGUUACUGAAGCUGUUGUCUUUGCUAACAGCGGUGGAUCAGUUCAAUUCUCUACUUUACAACUAAACAACUUUUUACAUGAGGAGGAGACGAGAUGUAAUUCCAGUAAUCUGAUUACACGGGCAGAACAUAGUCGUGUGGAUGUAGCCUUGAUCUGUCAGAAUCCAUUCAGAGGUCAUGUUGGGACAAAGAAGACUGAUGACAACUGUGUUAUUUUCAUGGUAACAAUCACGGAAAACAUCUUGUGAUCCUUAGGGGGUCUCAGCCCCUUGUUAGGAACCUCUCCUCCUCCUCCUCCUCCUCCUCCUCCUCCUCUCUCUCCUCAGAACCACACUUCUGCUCUCUGGUCACAGCUCCCCACUCUUCAGGCCGCUCGUGAACAAUGGAUGGUUAUUAUUAUUGAUGGCCGUUAUCCAAGACAAACUCGGCGCAGAAAGACGGAGCUGCCAGCAGCAGCGCCGCAGCAGACACGCUGGCGUUGUGCACACACACAUGCGUGCCUGCGAUCUAUAGGAGUUCACAGGCGUAACCAAGGACUUUUUUUUUUUAACCAUGAUCGUUCCCCAACGUUGACCAAAGCUGAUUUAAUAUUUUAUAAUGACAAUGAAAUUCCUCGAUCUUUAAACAAACUUUAACAAACAACGGCUUUGGAAGAAACGCUGAUGACGUCCUGCUGAUCAGAUCGUCAGAUCAGAAAAUGCAGACACGUCGUUCCGGAGCCAAACCAAAAAUAACAAACUGUUCAAAUUGCAGGACUUGCUGGUUCGGUGCCAGCGGCCAUGGACCAUGUUUCACCACAUUUUCUGCACGAGUGUCACUUUAGUCCUAAACUUCCCACAGUCUCAGUGUCUGAGGACCAUGAAGCCAGAAACUUCAACAGAGUAACAACCUGAGCUAUGCAGCAGAUUAACAGACAGAAAGCAAACCACAGACUAGUCCCAGCAUGCAUUGCACACGCUGAUUAUCUAUACAUGAUGUGAAAGAUGAUCUGACGUUGGAUUCCCGAGAAAACUCAGAGGAAACGAUUGUGUGACUUGUUUUUGAGACAGUUUCUGCAGUUUCUCCGUCGCUGAACGUUCACUCAGUGAAUAUUUGCAGACCAGCGCCUUGACGGGAUUGUCAGUUGUUAUCAUUGUCCGAGCUGCCGGGGCUCAGCCCGUUCAGAAAUAGACGUCACUGCAAGCGACACCCUCUGAGCUGUCGGAUGCGUUGCUGCCUCUGCGACCUUCGACCUGGCUUUCCAGUCAGUACAGUUUUGGCAUCUCUUGACCCCGUUUGUUCUGUGUGAGUUCCAGCUGCUGCUGUCUGUCCGCAGCUCCUGUGUAGACACACACACACACACACACACACACACACACACACACACACACACACACACACACACACACACACACACACACACACACACACUGAGUGGAGCUCACGGAGUCCUGAUACAAACACACCUCAUCAUAUUACAAAGCCAACACACCGCACACACACAUCAAACACACAGUGUUGGAGCUGAGGUCUCACCAGUGAAGACCAACACCAAGUCUUUAAAUUAUGAAGUAAUGCAACACUAAAACAUGACUAAAUACAAAGCUUAAGAGAGAAGAGUGCGAUCCCAUAUGACCUCACACCGGGGGAGGAAGUACGAAACGCCACGUUUCAAUAACAUGUUUCUUCGAAUGGACUGAGUGAAAAAGUCCGGAGCGACUGUGUCAUACUUCGAGGCCCCCUACCGACGCUUCAAGUCAUCACAGAUAGUAAAAGAACAGAAAAUGUAUUUUACACAUGGUCCCUUUAAACAAACACUGUAAAUAAUGAGUCGUUGUGUGGACAACUGAGAAACCUGUUGGUGUUGGGUUGGUGUUAUAUAUAAUAAUUUCUGCUCAGACUACAGUUUUAAGAAAUGAAAUUCUAAAUUCUCACGGUGAAGUUGACCAACGUGAUCCGACGUCUGAUUACUGCAGCAUCACGUUCCCGUCGCUGGUGACACGUCACAGCAGCUGAGACGAUGUCACGUCACCUGAUCUUAAUUCAAACAUCCUUCAUUGAUCGGUUCCACUUUUCACGGUCGACGGUUCACACUGAAUACUUUUCCUCGUCACUCUGAACUCGAUGUUGAAGCUUGACUGUGAAUGUUGUGCUUCCUUAUUUUUUGCACAUUCCAUAGUGUGUAAUCAUUUACAGUAAAUACUCCAAUAAGUUUCUGAGCUGCUCUGUGUCCUAAACACUUGUUCUGACACGAACACCCGAUGACUGUGUGUUGUGAUACACUGGAAAACACAAUAAGGGAAAAUAAAAGCAGUGCAAACUGACAGUGGACGAGUUUUAAAGUUAUGUCAUGAAAGACGUGAAGUGAGACAUGUUUCAGUUUGUACUUUUGUAACUCGUACGUGAGGAAGUUUUGUACGAUCAUGUGUCACUCAGUUACGUCAAAGGAAUUAAAACCUUUAAGUGUU